Aspergillus aculeatinus CBS 121060 is the source of this 2517-nucleotide messenger RNA. RefSeq lists its product as uncharacterized. Gene Ontology annotation, molecular function: actin binding. The coding region runs from base 106 to 2409 and encodes 767 amino acids. NCBI's taxonomy places the organism in Eukaryota, Fungi, Ascomycota, Eurotiomycetes, Eurotiales, Aspergillaceae. Gene Ontology annotation, biological process: actin cytoskeleton organization. The transcript has 3 exons. The record is from RefSeq and is a predicted model, not a curated record.
UAAGUGUUGGAAGAAUAAUCUUGCCUCUCAAGGGACCAACAUAUUUGUGACGCCAUCUGUCACGCGUCGGACCCUGUUUCGUUCUGAGUAGCGGAGGAGAACAUCAUGGCUGCGUUGGUACAGACAAUUCCUCAGCAAAGUGGCACGGUUACUGUGCUCCAAACUCGACCAUCAUCUUCCUCGGGCGCAUUCGCACCUUCUUCGCCCCUCUCGCAAUCUCAAAAUCCGCGGAAUUCGACUAUGUCCUGGAAUCCUUACAAUACAACGGGUAAUUCAGCGACAUACAGGACAGGCCACCAGGCUGUGGCCCCCUACCAAUUCAACAGCACUCCCAACCUCUCCAAUUCAACGAGCAUGCACAAUCGUCAGUCGGGUUCUCCUCACUUGAGACCCGAGCAUCGUACCUCUUCUGCUCCUUCCGCACCCCAAUUAUCCGCAAGUCCUGCCCACGGCGGACUCAACUCGCGCUUUUCCUAUCACCCUGCAGCUGGUUCUGUAUCCUCAUCCUCCAACUCCUCUGUUCAGUCCUACAUGUCGAAAGACGACUCCGCCAUCCCAUCUCGGCAGCUUCGUGCUGAGCCUCCUUUACGUCCAUUGUCGACGGUCAACAUCCCCUCCUCGAACUUCAUGAACAUAUCUUCUCCCACCGUUGCUCGGCCCUCUCCCGAUCGGUAUCGACGCGGAAAUCGGCGUCCUGACAGUGCCGCGGGGCUCCCGUCUCCGCUACCACAAACGAACGCACCUGGGUCGGUACGGACUGCGCCAGCCACGAUGGAUGAUAGCCUUCUCCAACCCAGCACACCCGGCACACCCGGCUCUCCAGGGUCAACCGGUUCUGUUUCCGAUGGCGCUCGCCGCCCUGGUCACGUUCGAGCGCCCAGUGCAGACGACACUUCACGUGCGGACAAGCCUCAAACGGAAUUGGCCAAGCGGUACCGUCGCCGAAGCUGGGGUACUAUUGAUAACGCCGGUCUCAUCAACAUGCAACUUCACCUGCCUACAUCAUCGCCGAUCCCAUCGACAGGUGGCCAUGACUACUUCGAUCAGAACCACCGACCCCGAUCGGCUCAAUCUAAUCGAGAUGUUCAAGGAAGCAUUCCCUCUGCGCCCUCCUCUACAUCCUCCGUGCGCGAUGCAGGACACAUCGAAAACGCAAACCCGUCGAGUCGAGGCCCCAGCAAACCAGAGGAAAGCAAGCGAACCAGCAAGCCCUCACCCCUUUCUCAGCCGGUUGAUGUCGAUUCGAAGCCUUCCUCUCCUAAACCCCCGCAGUCUACUCCAAGUCCCAAACCUACCGCAGCUGCAAAUCCUCCUCCAGAACGACUAUCAGAGUUGGCGAAGAACGAUCUGAAACGUCCGGGUAAGUCCAGGUUGAGAAGGGCUUUCUCGUUUGGCAGUGCUUCUGAGCUCCGCAAGGCGUCGAACAAAAAAGAGGUCAUUGCUACUGAAAGGGCUCGGCGGGAAUUGCUACAGGAGGAGCUGGGCCCCGAGCAGGCGGCGAUUGCUGAGCAGCAGGAGGCAAGUGGACUGGGCGAGAGCAUUUAUUCGUCCCACCACCAAGGCCGUAUCUUCAACAGUUCUACCGACAACCUGUCCGUCUCGUCGACCGCGUCUUCCGCAUCGAUCAUGCUGCGAAAGAUGGGCAAAGGGAUGAAACGAUCGACGCGGUCUCUCGUCGGCUUGUUUCGCCCCAAGUCAAUCAUGAGCACAUCGUCCACGGAUGCUGUGAUCACCGAGCCAAUGGCGCCGCAACUGUCUGUGGUCAAUAUCGAAGCCGAGCGUAAGAGUGGAACUGUUAACGCGGACGCUCGCGAUCUACCCCACGGGGGUACGGCGUUUCCUAAAUUGGAGUCGAUUGGAUCAAGUGCCGCAGGUCAUGAUGAUGGCGGCCUUGACAAGGGCCAGUCGCGGAAGAGCAUUGUUGGAGGAGACAAAGAGCGAGCGGAAGUCCUGGCAGCAGUCCGGAAAGGCAUUCUCAAAAAGACAAACUCGGAUACCAAUGUCCCUACAACUUCCACCAAGUCUUUUGAGAACUCUCAAGUGAUCAACAACAGCGACUCGCCGCAUUCUAGUGUUCCUAGCACACCGGAGGACCCGACGCGGUCUGGCAACCGCCGUUCCGACGCAAUCAAAAUUGCCGGCGAAGAUGACUAUCUCUCCGAUAGCCGGUUCCUGGGGUCUGAGGCCAAAAGCGCCCCCGUCACGCCGCUUUCCAAGAGCCUUGUUUUCAGUCCCCGUAUCCAGUUUCAUGAGACGUGGCCCAGUGGGGAGUAUGAUCGACGGGGUGACAUUGCCACUUGCAAUCGCCUGACGCCCCUGCUCGCCCAGCAGAUCAAGGAGGAGCUCAACAACUUCAAAAUGGAGAUGGAAGUCCAUGAAACGUCGAAAAUCUAUACCCACUUCCUCUGAGUCGCUGCAUUUAUGAAAGGCGUUUUAACUGCGUGUCUUGUCUUAUUUAAUCUCGCGAGGAGUGUUGGAUCGAUCUAUGACGGCAUGGUACCCCUUGGUAUCUUGUAG